AGCAAAAUAAGACAGAAGAGAGAAAACGGCGCUCAGAAAAAUCCCCGGAAAGGUGAUAAUUCAUGUAGACUUCUCAGAAUCAUCCGAGACGCAGGGGUUGCCUGGGUUUGGGGCCUCUUGUUGGGUAGCAGGUUGUUUGACACACAAGAUUAUGGGCACACAAGAUUAUGAAUAGUGAAGACAAUGAAGAGUGGGACAUUUAUCAAAGACUGACAACCCCUCAUAAGGUGACUAGUGCGACCUCAUGACGCUUCUGUAAAAGGCAGAUUCAGCUAGGAUGUUACACCAUCACUGUCGGAGGAACCCUGAACUACAGGAAGAAUUGCAGAUUCAGGCUGCAGUUGCUGCUGGCGAUGUUCACACCGUGCGCAAGAUGCUGGAGCAAGGAUAUUCUCCAAAUGGUCGCGAUGCCAAUGGCUGGACCUUGCUUCAUUUCUCUGCAGCAAGAGGGAAAGAGAGAUGUGUCCGUGUUUUUCUUGAACAUGGAGCUGAUCCCACAGUUAAGGACUUAAUUGGAGGCUUCACUGCUCUGCAUUAUGCAGCCAUGCAUGGCCGAGCGAGGAUUGCACGCUUGAUGUUGGAAUCUGAAUAUAGAAGUGACAUUAUUAAUGCAAAAAGCAACGAUGGUUGGACUCCCCUCCAUGUAGCAGCCCACUAUGGCAGAGACUCAUUUGUCAGGCUCCUGUUGGAGUUCAAGGCUGAGGUUGAUCCGCUCAGUGAUAAAGGUACCACACCGCUUCAGCUGGCCAUUAUCCGAGAGAGGUCAAGCUGUGUGAAAAUCCUCCUGGAUCACAAUGCCAACAUCGACAUUCAAAAUGGUUUCCUGUUACGAUACGCUGUGAUCAAAAGCAAUCACUCUUACUGCCGAAUGUUCCUUCAGAGAGGGGCGGACACAAACUUGGGUCGCUUGGAAGAUGGACAGACGCCCUUACACUUGUCUGCUCUUAGAGAUGAUGUGCUUUGUGCACAAAUGUUAUAUAAUUACGGAGCGGACACUAACACAAGGAACUAUGAAGGACAGACCCCACUGGCUGUUUCAAUAAGUAUUUCUGGAAGUAGCCGACCCUGUCUGGAUUUCUUACAAGAAGUGACAAGACAGCCCAGAAACUUGCAAGAUCUAUGCCGAAUUAAAAUCCGACAGUGUAUAGGCCUUCAAAACCUAAAACUACUUGAUGAACUACCCAUUGCCAAGGUCAUGAAAGACUACUUAAAACACAAAUUUGAUGAUAUCUGAUAUCCAUGAAGAGAAGAACUCUGAGCAAGAUUAGUUAUAUUCCAGAUACUGAAGAGGCUUGUUGCCUUGCACAAAGUAUAUCCUAUGCAAAUUCUGAUUUUUCUGUGAAGUCAGAAGGCAGGUAUACACUUCCUUGGGUUUUUUAUACCACACGCUAGAAGGUCUUAAUUUUUGGUUUCUUGGUCCAAGUUUACAAGGUCCAAGCUUUCUAUACAAUAUUACAUUUUAAAAGUUGCUGUUGAGUUUUCAUUUGUUUGUUUUCACAUUAAGUGUGCGGACUUGCGGUGGAGAUGGAAUGUAGCCUCUCAAGGGAAGUGAUUGGUUGGAAUUGGCAUGCUGAGCAAUUAUUCAACAAAGAGAUUGGAAAUCAAAGCACCAGUCCUGCAAAGGGAUACUGACAGAGGGACCUUCAGAGCCCUGUUGUCUGUUGGAGCUACCAGGGUGUGUGUUUUUGCAGGAUAGAGGGAAGAGCUGAUAAUCAAUGUGUCAUUGGGUACUGUAUGAAUCUAAUUUGGAAAUUAAAAAAGGGGAAGAAAAAAAAAAGGAAAAAAAUGCAGUCACCCUAUUCAAUUUGAGGGUCUAUACAUUGGCUCUUUUAUUUUAUUCUCUUCCUUAUUACUGUAGUUUGGAUGCCCAUAAAAUUCAGGCCCUCUUCUUUCCUGACAUUCCCUGUAAAACGGGCGGCUGUUUGUAAGUCUGUUUUUAGCAGUGGCAGUACACUACAAAGAGGCAUAGCCUUUGUAUUUUUUACAUUAACUUAAAAGUAAACAAAGUUAGAUUUUUUUUGAAGCCAAUGUAUUCUGUUUCUCAUACAGUGCCUCCUGUGCAAUAAUCUUUCUGAUGUAUUUUCCCUUUAUGUGUGAUUUUUUUUUUCCUCCCCCCCACUAUUCCUCAUUUAGUCUCAGUGCAUUAUUUGUGAGAAUAGGAACUGCUGCCUCACUGUAGUGUUGACGUGACACUACUAAAAUGAUGGUGGCAGUUGCUGUUCGUUAUUAAUCCCUGAAUUUCAUGAAUGUAUAACCUGCUUUAUUUCACUUUCAGUUGAAAUUUUAUCUACGGGUUCUCAGCCAAAUUGUGUCCAUUUAAAAAAGAAGAAAUUGGCCAAGCCCCUUUAAUUUUAAAGGCAGUGAUGGAUUUUGUUGUUAUUGCUCUGAAAUUCGGUUUGUUUCAGGUUAGAGAGCGGGAAGUGCACCUAAGCGUUAAGUUGCAUCUUAUAUGUGCACAAACAAGAAAACACCCCCUUCAUAUUGGAAACUUAAAUUUUGCAAGCAUCAAGUGGUUUCCUGUUAAUCUGAAAACAGCAACUGAAAGGAGUACUGCAAUUCGGCUACUGAAUGUGCUUUUCAUACUAGAUAUUGAAGAGAUCUGUUAAAGAGCUUUGUUUCUGACCAUAAAAAUGAAGUUCUUGCUAUCAAAAAAAAAAAAAAAAAGAUUGGGCCAAAAAUUGCAGUUGUUUCACUCUCUUUAUUUUCAAGGGAUUAUGGAGUCAUCAUAAGGUUCUUGCCAGUGUCUUCUACUUUUGUUUUGCCAUCCUACUGACUCCAGAAGGGCCUCUAAUACCAGGAGUGCUUUUAUACCAAUGGAAGCGGGAAGAUGGAAGGAACAAUGGUGGCUUUUAAUUUUAACACUGUCACUUUCAAAAUAUUUAGUAUUAAAAAUAUUUAAAAAAGCAAGAGAAGCAGGUAUACUCAUUUAACUAUGCUAGUUCCUUUUAAUAUCUUACAGCCCUGGGUUGCAGUUCCUUGAGCAUGAACGUUGUCACUGAUAAUGGCUGCACCCAGGACUAUGGCAAGCAGUUGUCUCCCUGUUGUGCCCAACCUUGCAUCAGGUUUCCUAGUGAAAAUAAGUGAUUUUGGAGAUUUAUGGCUCAGAGGAUUGGUGGUAGGAUGUUGAACCUUUUUAUCUCCAACUUGCAUCGGUUCAAGUCCAGCCUGCUCGAGCACUGACUAAAAGUAAAGGGAGCAGCAGGAGCACACGUGGCCACCUCUAGGCAGUAGAGCUUGAUGGUGCUCCUGCAGGUGACAUGAGAUGGUGGUGGCACUGUCACGGAGACAAACUGAGCGUGUGGCUGGGGUGUGCAGGUGAGCCUGGGUGCGUGAGGAGUCCUCCAGCUUUUCUCGAAGCAGGAAGGGUUGGCCCUUAGGAUCUUUAAGCUCUGAGACACGAUGGAAGUUAGGAACUGGCAGAUUUGAGGCACAAACCUUUGCUUUUGUGACAUGAGAUCAGAACCUUAAAACUGCUUUUUUUUCCUUUAAAUACUUAGCAUUGUUCACUACACUUGUAAGUUGGUCUAAACCAAUAUCCUUCCCGAUUGAAUUUUUACAGUAAUAUUUUCUAAGGUAAUCUAGAGUAUAUUUUAGUUGCGAUCUAUAUUAAGGCAAAUUAUUUGUUCUGUCUGUUGCUGUGACUGAAGAAAAUUAUGGAAGACUUUGUUGGUAACAAGAGUGCUAUUUAAUGAAGAAAUGUGUAAUUCCA
Molecule: messenger RNA, 3709 nt
Organism: Oxyura jamaicensis (ruddy duck)
Lineage: Eukaryota; Metazoa; Chordata; Aves; Anseriformes; Anatidae
Gene: ASB7
Product: ankyrin repeat and SOCS box containing 7
Exons: 5
Coding region: 278-1234 (318 amino acids)
Biological process (GO): intracellular signal transduction
Molecular function (GO): protein binding
Source: RefSeq, a predicted model, not a curated record